CGCGCGGCGCCGGCAGUUCGGCGGCUUCCUUCUGGCGGCUUCCUUCUGGCGGUUUGGGUGCGGCCAUGGAAGGCGAGCCGCCCCCGAUGGAGGAACGGCGGCGGCUGCAGCAGGAGCUUAACGAGUUCGUGGAGAGCUGCUGCCGGACGCUGGAGGAGGUGACGGCGUCCCUGGGCUGGAGCCUGGAUCGGCUGGACCCCGGGGAGGAGGCGGCAGAGGAUGAAAUUGUGAUAUGUCCCUAUGAUUCCAAUCAUCACAUGCCUAAAUCAUCUUUAGCAAAGCACAUGGUGUCUUGUAGAUUGAGGAAACUGGGCUAUACCAAAGAGGAAGAGGAUCAAAUGUAUAAUUCUGAUUUUUUCUAUGAGAAUGUGAAGGUACCUUCAAUUACUUUGAAUAAGGACUCACAAUUCCAGAUAAUUAAACAAGCUAGAACUGCUGUUGGAAAAGAUGGUGAUUGUUAUAAUCAAAGGAUUUAUUCUUCAUUACCUGUUGAAGUUCCUCUGAAUCACAAACGGUGUGUUUGUGAUCUCACCCAAGCUGAUCGUCUUGCCCUCUAUGAUUUUGUAAUGGAGGAGACGAAGAAAAAGCGCUCUGAUUCACAAAUUAUUGAAAAUGACAGUGAUCUCUUUGUGGACUUGGCUGCCAAAGUCAAUCAAGAUAAUAGUCGAAAGAGUCCAAAAUCUUACCUUGAAAUCCUGGCAGAAGUGAGAGAUUAUAAACGAAGACGCCAGUCCUAUAGAGCUAAGAAUGUUCACAUAACCAAGAAAUCUUAUACUGAGGUGAUUCGGGAUGUCAUAAAUGUGCACAUGGAAGAACUCAGUAGUCAUUGGCAAGAAGAGCAGGAAAGAGCAGAGGAUGAUGCUGAAAAGAAUGAAGAGAGGCGAUCAGCUUCACUAGAUUCGCGGCAGUCUGCUGGAAGUUAUUUGGAUGCUGAGUAUUCACGACAUAGGAAGGAUCGGAGUAGGAGUCCACAUAAACGAAAAAGAAAUAAAGAUAAGGAUAAAAACUGGGACUCGAGAAGAAGGAAAGACAGGGAUGGGGAAAGACAUCAUAGUCAUAAAAGGAGAAAGCAAAAAAUAUAAAUGAGGUAUUUGUGCAUGUAUUAAUUAUGCUUAUGCCAUGAUAACCAGUAUGACAACAUUUUAAUUAGAAUUGCUUUGAGUAGGAGAAUGUUUAUAUGAUUUGUUUAGUGCUCAGAUCAUUAAUUUUCAGUAAGUGCUUAUAUUUCAAACCAUGACUACACUAUUAUGUCCUAUAACUUUGUUUUACUUAUAUUUUAAUAGAUGAUUGCUUCCUAUUACAGAUUUUGUUUCAUCCUUUGUGAUAAUUUAUGUAUCAGAAAAUUCUUUAAUUAAAGUCAGUACUUAAACUGUAUAAAUAACACAUGAAUACAUUUUCAUUUUAAAAAAUUAAACCUUACAGCUAAGGUUAAUGUCUCCUUGGAACACAACCUAUAAUCCCUGUGGCCACCUCAGUAACUACUACUUACACUACACUGGUGAAAUGUAAUAGGGAAAAACAACCUAAAUAUCUGUGAGAAGGGGAAUGGCCUGGUUAAAUAAAAUAUAGUAUAGUCUGAUAGAUUACUAUACUGGAUUUAAAAGAAAUAAACUUUAUAUUAAUAUGGAUAGAUCUCAGAAACAUAAUGCUAAGUGAAAAUAGUAAACUGCAGAAAGAUAUAUACAAGUUAUAUUUAUGUACAAUAUAAUACUGUACAUUUUCUGUGACCUUAUAUGUAUGUAAAUAUAUUUUUAAAGAUUCAGAAGUACCCAUACCAAACUUAAAAGAGUAAUUAUUUGGGGGAGGAGGUAUAGGUGGGAGAGAUGAGGAAUGAAAACCAGGAUUGAGAGGGUGGUGAAAGAAAUCUUCAGCUUUAUCCAUAAUACAUUAAUUUUUAAAAGGUAUUCAUCUUUCACUUGUUAAUUAAAAAUAGAUUUUAAUUAAAAUUAAAAAUAUACUGUCAUUUUCUUUUAUGUAAAUCAUCUUUAUUGAGGUACUGUUUAUAUAAAAUAAAAUGCACCCAUUUGAAGUGUAUGUUUCAUUGAAUUUUGACAAACUUAUACCCCAGGCAAUGAAGUCAUCACCUUGAUCAAGAUAGAGAACACUUCCAUCACCCCCCAAAAUUCUCAUAUACCCCUUUUACCAGUCAAUUUCUCUACCCUACCUCUAGGCAACCACAGAUCUCUGCAGAGGAUGUGGGUAUGUUUUUUAAUCGGCAAUAGGAGAAUAGUGCUUAUGCUGAAGUUUAAGAGAGAGGUAUUUGUGAGCAAAAAGAAAUUUAGAAGACUUAAGAAACUUCUCAAAUAUUUAGAUGGUCUUGAUUGCUUUAAUUUACGUGUUGUCGAGGUGGCUGUUGUGCAGAGCCCAGGGUACUGAUUACAAUCAAUAGGAAACUGAAUUUGUCACUCAAAUUUAAUUAGAUCAAUGAUUUACAAGUCUUUUUUUUUUUUUUUCUUACUUUUGAGUAAAGCUGGUUGGAUAAUCUCAAGCCUUUUAGUGAAAGUUGUCAAAUGAUAAAUUUUACAUAAAAUGUUUUAAAUUGGCUUUGAAAAAUAUUUUUUGAUCACCUAUAUAUACUAUGUCGCACAAAAGUAUUGAUACUAUAAAAGUGUGUGUAGGGUCUUUACCUGUCUUUGAGGACACUUUCUUUUUAUGUUUAGUGAGUUCAUAAAGGUCCGAGAGUUCUGUUGUGAAGCUUUGUUGCAUUGAGUAUGAAAAAACAAAAUCUACAUGUAGUUUUUGAGUAUGUUUAUGAUGCUAAUUUCUUUUUAUGUAGCUUGCUUUUGAGUUGUUAUAAUUGAGCCAGCAGGUAUAUUAAUUAUUAAACUAAACCUCACUUAU
Ailuropoda melanoleuca (giant panda) is the source of this 2841-nucleotide messenger RNA. RefSeq names its product small nuclear ribonucleoprotein U11/U12 subunit 48 (gene SNRNP48). Lineage: Eukaryota; Metazoa; Chordata; Mammalia; Carnivora; Ursidae. Gene Ontology annotation, cellular component: nucleoplasm; U12-type spliceosomal complex; cytosol. The record is from RefSeq and is a predicted model, not a curated record. The transcript is spliced from 9 exons. Bases 66 to 1082 code for a protein of 338 amino acids.